AGACCGGCUGGCGUGAGCAUUUGAGGUCAAGUCUACACAGCGCGUCCGCGGCAGAGAAACACCAGAAACAUCUAUUCAAGACCGACGAUAGAAAAGCAGAAACUGACACGCUAGAACCGGCGAAACAAAUUUAGAAGAGCGUAACAAUACAAUCAAUAUGAACGGACAACUGAACGGCUUUCACAACUCCCUGAUUGAUGAAGACUGCUUUUUGUUCACGUCGGAAUCUGUCGGCGAAGGACACCCUGAUAAGAUUUGUGACCAGAUCAGUGACGCUGUGUUGGACGCCCACCUCAAACAGGAUCCUGAUGCCAAAGUAGCAUGUGAGACUGUCGCCAAGACUGGAAUGAUCUUGCUGGCCGGAGAGAUCACCUCUCAUGCUGUAGUGGACUAUCAGAAGGUAGUCAGGGACACAAUCAAGCACAUCGGCUAUGAUGACUCUUCCAAAGGGUUUGACUACAAGACCUGCAAUGUGCUUGUGGCUCUUGAGCAGCAGUCACCUGAUAUUGCUCAAGGGGUUCACCUUGACCGCAAUGAGGAGGAUGUUGGAGCUGGAGACCAGGGUUUGAUGUUUGGUUACGCCACUGAUGAGACUGAGGAGUGCAUGCCUCUCACUAUUGUCCUGGCUCACAAGCUGAACGCUAAAAUGGCUGAGCUGCGCCGCAACGGCACCCUGCCUUGGCUGCGACCCGACUCCAAGACCCAGGUGACUGUCCAGUACAGGCAGGACCGCGGUGCCAUGCUUCCCGUCCGUGUGCACACCAUUGUAGUGUCUGUUCAGCACGAUGAUGUAGUCUGUCUGGAUGAGAUGCGUGAUGCUCUGAAGGAGAAGGUGGUGAAGGCUGUGGUGCCGAAUGUCUACCUGGAUGAUGACACCAUUUAUCACCUGCAGCCCAGCGGACGCUUUGUCAUCGGAGGCCCACAGGGAGAUGCUGGUUUGACUGGCCGUAAGAUCAUUGUGGACACUUAUGGAGGCUGGGGUGCUCAUGGAGGUGGUGCAUUCUCUGGAAAAGACUAUACUAAAGUUGACCGUUCGGCUGCCUAUGCGGCCCGUUGGGUGGCCAAGUCUCUGGUGAAGGCUGGUCUGUGCAAACGUGUCCUGGUCCAGGUGUCUUAUGCCAUUGGAGUGGCCCACCCCUUGUCUGUCUCCAUCUUCCACUAUGGGACCUCCCAGAGGAGCGAGAAGGAGCUGCUGGAGAUCGUGAAGAAGAACUUUGACCUCCGUCCGGGCGUUAUCGUCAGAGAGCUGGACCUGAAGAAGCCCAUCUACCAGCGCACCGCCGCCUAUGGCCACUUUGGCCGCGAGUCCUUCCCCUGGGAAGUACCCAAAAAGCUUAAAUACUAAAUCUGUAACCCCCCCUCCUUUCCUUGGGCAGUAGGUGUACAUUACAGAGAAACCUACUCAACCCACUGGAGGGGGGAGAAGUACCAAAACCCCUCUCUCCUAACCUCACAUUCACCCCAUUCCCAAAGGUAAUUCCCCCUCAACGGCGCUGUCCCAAUGCCACUCUACCUUCAGUCCUGUUCUUUGCUGUAUUGUUUUUGAAUGAUCUGUGGAUGGUGGCUGUUUGGUUUUUGUUCAGUUUGACUUUAUGCACCCUCUUGUCCACCCAUCUCUCUUCGGCCCUUCUUUUCUUACCUACUUGCUUGAAUGAUCAAGUGACGGCACAAAUGGGGGUCAAAGGUUGUUCUGUAAUGCUAUGCAUUACUGGCUGAAGCACUAACCCCACAACUUUUUUGUUUUACCAACGAAGUAAACCAAUGCUUACCAUUUUCCAGGUCCACCACAUUACCUGUACCAUCCAGAUUGGGAUCAAAUCCUCCUGUGAAAUGUAGGCAGAAUGUGAAAAAGGAAAACAAAGGUUGGAUUCAACACAAAAGCGUACAAGUUACUUUAAUGCAGGGAUUGGAUUGAGAAAUUUUAUGAGACUUUUUUUACAUGAUCAUACGUGUACUGUCAUGACGGUUUGCUCCUGGUUGCUGCAGCCCAUGUUGUUUUUAUUUCUGACGUGUUACAGAGAAGUCAGAAGCUGCUACCAACUUCUGUGGUUCUGCAGGACCGGUGACGCAAACCUUAUUCCCCGAAACCCCUUUCCCCCCUUGUCUCAAUGGUGAUUCCAGAUGAAACCUCCUGGUAGCUGUUAUGUGAUGUUCUACUAGACCACGGCAGAGGCAAAGCACUCCCUCUCUGUGUUUGGUGACAGCGGGCGUAGAUACAGAGAAGCCCUGCUCCCUUACCGGGGCAGAGAGGACGCCUCUGCCUAUUGAAUCGCUCCAUACUUGAAAACUCAACCUAAUAUUUGCUGGGUGAUCCUCUUGAGCCUUGGCGUCGGUACAGAAAAGCCUGGGAUCUCAAGGUGCGACUGCCUUUAUUACUUUUUGUACAUGAAAGGAAUCGUUUUUAAAGACAAUGAAUACUUUGUUUUUUUUCCUUUGCUUGAACACCGUCGUCAUGGUGUAUGUCCCACGUGCCGGCCCUGUGGUCUUCCCUCAGUGUCCUACAGAAAGCUUUGGGCUCUUGCCACAGGCUGGCGCUGGUAACUGUGACCAUUGUUACUUUUUUACGAGAGCGAAGGCAGGUAGAUGAGACUGUCCAUAUGCACUCGCGCACACGUUUUACGUUCAGGACUCCCGGUGCUCCCGCAGACAGAAGCGAGUCUAGCCGGUGUUGUACAGAGAAACUGGCUUUGUUUACAUGCUCUCUCUGCUGGGCACGCUCGGGUUGCAGUCUUUUAUAUAUAGCUCAUCUUUUGUUUUUAUUUCCAACAAUAUAUUUUUGUUUUAAUUCCAGAGAUUGGUGCAUCAGACUGGUUACUGAAAGAGUAGAAGUGCCUUUUUCUAUUGUUUCUUUUCCUUUGUCACUCCUUCUCUUCCUCUUCCCUCCCCACUUUGUUCACCUGCUCUUCUUUCCUCCUGAGUUUCCUCUCGUGAAUCCACGUGUGAAUCCACAGCUAAUUCCUGAAUUCCCUUCCUUUCAAUGCUCCAUGAUGGUUCUGUCCCUUAUAUAAGUGAACUGAAUAAAAAUUCUGACCCUUAA
Danio aesculapii is the source of this 3037-nucleotide messenger RNA. Its product is annotated as S-adenosylmethionine synthase. The transcript is spliced from 9 exons. The record is from RefSeq and is a predicted model, not a curated record. Gene Ontology annotation, biological process: S-adenosylmethionine biosynthetic process. Gene Ontology annotation, molecular function: methionine adenosyltransferase activity; ATP binding. NCBI's taxonomy places the organism in Eukaryota, Metazoa, Chordata, Actinopteri, Cypriniformes, Danionidae. Gene Ontology annotation, cellular component: methionine adenosyltransferase complex; cytosol. The coding region runs from base 158 to 1345 and encodes 395 amino acids.